Phlebotomus papatasi is the source of this 9689-nucleotide messenger RNA. RefSeq names its product locomotion-related protein Hikaru genki (gene hig). The record is from RefSeq and is a predicted model, not a curated record. NCBI's taxonomy places the organism in Eukaryota, Metazoa, Arthropoda, Insecta, Diptera, Psychodidae. The transcript is spliced from 10 exons. Bases 749 to 3073 code for a protein of 774 amino acids.
AGUCAUAGAUGGAAAUCCGUGUGAGGUGGUUGUUGGAUCGUUCUCUAACCCAUCUGCCAUCCCUGACUGUGUGUGCUUCCACUUUUGAGGGUGCCACACCGGAACAGUUUGUGCUAAUUGAAUUAAUUUCACCAACACUGUGUGGUCACUUUGUCCAGUAAUUCCCUCGUAUGUUCUAUCCCAAAAGCAAUCCCAUGGACAAAUACCCAAACAAGUGGGUGGUUAAUUGAACUUGAUUGCUUUUGCUGAAAUUGCGUGAAUUUUCUCUUCUUUCGGCCAGACGAGGUGAAAUUAUUAGAAAACUUCCAAGGUUUUUCCCGCAUCCCUAUUUCCAAUAUCAUUUUUGUGUAUCUCCCUUUUGUAGCAAAAUUGUUUUCCCCCCUCUGGUACGCUCAAUAACAGAAAAUUGGAAGAUUGGCAAGAAAAAAAAGCCAGGACAUUCUCAGGAGAAUCCCUUGAGGUGUGGAAUUCUUAAGACAGGAAUAGAGGACACACAAAAAGGGUCCCUUCCAAAACAAAAAAAAAACUACUUUUCUAAUUGAGAGAUAGAAAAUGCGAAGGAGUAAAUUUUGUGUCCAACACGCAAAAGUUGAUCUCAAUUAAAUGUGGUAUCUUUGCCAUCAUUAAUCCUUAAGCCACUCUUGUCAGUGUUUUUUUUUGCUCCUACGUCUUACGUCGUGGUUCUUUGGAGAAUCUUAUCAGAGAAGAGAAAGUGUGUGAAAGGACUGGAGAAAAAGCGGACGAGAAGAUGAAGGCAUUUGUGGGGAGAAAAAGUGGUUGGAGUGUUGAAAUUUGUUCAAUUCUCAUUCUGAUGAUUGCUACAAAAUGUUUGGCAUCAUCAUCGUCCACAUCAUCGGAGGAGGAGUCUACUGAAUCCACAGAAUUACCAUCUACCGUGGAACCGGAUGCUGCUCCGGGGUGCAAUCCACCGAAAAUAAUCAGACCACGGCGUGAAGGAACGAGUACUGUAUCCCCUAUAAUGUCCAUCGAGACGACACAGAUUUACCUGCCGGAGGAUUUUACGACAGCGGAUCUAGAGUUUGUGGACAGUGGGCAUGGGGGUGGGAAAUCCAUGGCGUCGACACGUGAUAAUUUGCACGAAGGCGAGCCAUCUGAGUCGCGCUAUACAAACUUUUCGCCGUAUUCACUGAACCAGCAGAAGAAUCGCGAAAAGCGCCAUGGACGGCUAAAGCGUAGCCUGCCCAUUGUGGAGAAGGAGGCAGCCGAUGCCCAUAUUUAUAUCCAAUCGGCAGAUUUAGUUAGUAGUCUCGCCUCGGGCGAAACAAAUAAAUCCAGAGGCGAGAGUGUGUAUUAUGGAUUGAACAACAAUGGUAAACAUGGUGUGUAUAAUGAAACAUCAGACGCACAUAAAUCGAAUGGAUCAGACACAGAUGCUAGCCAGCCACAUCAAAGAGUGAAGAGAAAGUCGGGAAAAACCACAGGCGCGCUCAGUCGCCCCAAACCCGGACACUCGGAUUCCAGCUCCAAAAGUACCAACCGGAAAAUGAUAGCGGGACCAGACGAUGGCAGUGAAGAUCAUCGACUACCGUAUCCUGGUGAGUAUUCGGAAUCGAGUGAGGAGGAGUCUGAGGAGGAUGCUGAAGAGAAGGAAAUCAAUCAGUUCCGCAUCGUGAGUGAAAUUCGCUUCCCAAGUGAAAUUGGACCACUUGGCGAUCGAAGACUAUGCAAGAUUAAGUGUGUUAAAGGAAAGUGGGUUGGGCCACUAUGUGCUGCAUCAUUGGACGAAGAUGAAUACGGAAAUUUCAAAUUUCAACCACUCUACAAAAGCUGUCACGUCAAUCGGAUUCCACCUCAUUUACUUUUGAGCUACAGAAAUGUUUCAGUGACCGUUGGCUGGGAUCUGCCCCAUGGACACUCACUCCAGGCACGCUGCAAGGACUUGGGCAUGUACAAACUUCUGGGGGAGUCUCGUGUUUUGUGUUCCAACGGACUCUGGGCACCACGAAUGCCGUCAUGUGUACCAACAACACUUCUCACCAACUAUUCAGAUGACAGUCCACCGUCCAUACGGAUUAAGGUGGGUGUUGGUUCGGGUGCUUUUGAACCGAGUGGGGUGCUGGCUGUUCUACCCAGGAGCACAAUUCAUCUUGACUGUAUGUAUCCGAGAAAUCGAGGAACUCCUGAAUGGACAUGGAGCGGCUACUUUCGUCAAUAUCUCACCGGGUGGUCGACAAUGCCAGAAGAAAAGGCUACCAAAUACCGUCUUACGAUUAAGGAUAUUCAGAAUCAGGAUUCCGGUACAUAUACUUGUGCCUCACCACGUGGAUUGACCAAUAGCAUUGUGAUUGUUGUUGCUGUGUCUCAGUGUCCAAUGGUACCGGAUCCACAAGCUCCCCUUCAGCUACGCCUCGAAGGAACGAAGCUUGGCCAGAGAGCACUGUACCGAUGUCCACUGGGAUACAAUCUCGAUGGAGUUGCCAAUUCCACGUGUCUGGCAUCCGGCAAUUGGUCAUCACCACCACCCACCUGCUUGGCUGUUCAGUGUCCAUCGCUCUACCUCGAGGAUCCCCAUCUCAGUCUCGUGGAAUUGAAUACAUCCGCCUGGGGACGGGCGGUAUUCAAGUGCUCCUGGGGCUAUCGUCUCAGUGGACCACCGGGAUUGGAGUGUGAACCAUCUGGUGUUUGGAGUGGACCAGUUCCCCGAUGCCGAGCAAUCCAGUGUCCGCAACCUCUCGUACCGAUAAAUGGUCGUAUUGAUGGUACAAGUGGCUCCAACAGCCAACGACGUUACCCUGUCGGCGCCCUGGUCAUGUUCAGCUGCACCGAGGGACACAUCCUGGUGGGUGAGGCGAGUAUUGUUUGCGCCGAAACUGGGUUGUGGUCUCAACCACCUCCAUUCUGUAAAGCUCAGUGUCCAUACCCUGGAGAUCCACCCAAUGGUUUAAUCGCCCCAUUGAAAUUUCAUUAUGAUCCUGGAGAUUAUCUCAGUGUCCAGUGUCGUCCUGGCUUUGUGGAGUACGGGGCCAAUGGUCCACCUGAACGACCACGUUGCCUGCCGGAUGGGAAUUGGUCAUCACCUGUGCCACAGUGCAAAAACUACGAAGAUGUAUAGGAGUAAGGAAAAUGGACAUCUUCCCCAGGGCGCAGUAUAUUUUCCUCAAGAGUCAUCUCUUCAAGCCGGGGAGGGUUAGUAAAAGAAUUCCCCGGCCUGAAGGGAAGGAAAGGUGUAGAGAGAGAAAGCUAAGGAGGAUAAGGUAAGGGUAGAGUGAGAAUAAAAUGUUCCACGGAGACAUUCUAAACAAGAAAAAAAAACACAAAGGAAAAAUAAGGCGAAAAGAUGAGAGGAAAUUCAUGUAAAAAGGAGAAUAUUUUUUGUAAAUUAAGCAAGCAGGGUGAUAAAUAUGGUUUUUAGAGAAUGAUUGAUGAAGAAAAAGAAAUAAAAGAAGUCAUCUUUUAGAGAUAGGCAACAGAUAAAAUCCCUCAUGCAAAUAUCAUCCCACAAAUAUUGCACCUCCCAAAGAGCGUUUAUAAUCCGAAGCAAAACUGACCAGAAACACUAUAAAUUCCCUUGUACAAAGGAGAAUUUUGAUCAUCCUAGCCCACUGUGUACAAAAUCAUCCCAGGCGAUCUCUUGUACUUAAUCCUAUUGAAAAUAUUAUUCCCCAGAAAUUGCACAACAAUUUCAAAAUUCAUAACUUGCACCGAGCUUUCCAUCUCAAUUUUCAUUGCAGUAUUCUGCGUAAUCAGGGGGAGAUAUUUAGCUUUUCCACCACAGCAAUGUUACCAUAUCGUCAACGUCAAUGAAGAGAAAAGGUUUUAGGAAUCUUCUUAUAGUCUCACUACUUGUGUUUUCAAUUUAUAUGCAGAAAAUACAUAAUCUCUCAAUCAUUUUUCCGUGUAAUUUUGCACAUAUUACUGCUCACUCAAUAAACGAUAAUAGAAGCUUUUACUUAUUAAAGCUCAUAUUUCAACGCUACUCCUGAUGAUGGUUUUUGCGUAAGAUGUUCAUUACUGAAAGCACGAAGACUGUUGAGUUAAUGAACAUGACUCAGCUCACGUGUUUCCAUCUCUUAAUAGUUCCAUUUCUUCAUUUCAUUAUGCAUCUUUAAGUAUCUUGUAUGAUACAAGAUAUUUUCUCUCUCAACUUGUCUAAUUAUUUAAUUAGGUAAAGAGGUUAUUGCGGAAUUUGAGGUUAUACGCGAUCUAACCUCAAAAAGAAGAUAUUCAAAGUUGUGGAAGGAAUAAAAAUUUCCACACAGAAAAAAAUCAUAAAAUUGUUCAUUAAAUGUUUGUAAAUUCCUAUUCGUUACUUAUGAAAUGCUCGUAAGUUAUAUAAUCCACAAAAAGAGUUCGUAAAAGUUUGUACUCUUUCACAAACAUCGUCCCUAACAUAUGCACUUGGCGUGCAUUUUGUAUUUUCUUCCAUAAACACUUGUUCGUACAUUUUUGUUUAUCUGACAAAACUUUUCGAACAAAUCCCAAAAUGUUACGAACAUUUUUUGUGUUUACGAACAUUUACAAAAAAAGGUCAAACAUUUACGAACUUUUUGUCGUGGGGGGUUAGAAGCGUCACCAAAAACACAUAUUUUACCUAUAUUAUUUGUUCCCGUUUUCAACUUAAAACCUUUUCGUAUUGUCUCUAAAGUUACUCAACUUUAUGUCCAUUCAGUAUAUAGGGUAAGUGUGCAAAAUUCCGGCCAGCUUGCAAUUUCGGCCACCUUUUUUGUUCCUCAAAUUUCCAUGAACUUUUAGAUUUUACGUACUCUAGAGAUUAUACAAUGCAAAAGAAUUACAAAAAAUGUAGAUUCGACAAACGAGAUGACGCGAAAAAGAAAUUGGAAGAAUUCCCGAAGGGCAAGGAACUAUGAGAAUGAAGGUGGCCGAAAUAGGGCACCAAAGCUAUGUCUAUAUUUUUAUUCAUUUUAAAAUGUUUUAAGAAUGAUUUUAGAGUAAAUAAAGACAGUAAACUCUUUACAAGGUACCAAGCAACAUUCUUUAAGAAGUAAGAAUUAAAAAAAUCAAUUUGAAUUUAAAAUAAUUAAAUUUCAAACUUGAGACUUUGACGCUUGCAUGCAACUAUGCUGAAAUUUGGCACACUUACCCUACAAAUGUUUUCCAUUUUGCCAAAAGCAAAUUACUAUCCCAGAUAAAGAGUAUAAAAGAAUGCGUCUCGUGCUUCGUGAGAUGUACGAGUUUUAUACACAAUCUGAACUAUCUUAUACCAGAGCUGUGCGUAUUUUCAGAACAAUUCUAAUUUAAUAUUUUGAAGUAUUUUUUUAUUUCAACUCGAAAUCUUAAAAGAAUAUAAGGACAAAAUGCGUUUUAGGACCAAGAGGAGCGCCAAGAAAACUCUGCAAGAAAUUAGGUACCCCCAAAAAGCACCUGAAGGGAAUUUAAAGUGUCCCUUUUUACUUCAACAUGAAAUCAUGCAAAAAUAUAAGAGCGAAAGCGAAAUGCACCCCCUCAGGUACGCUACUGAUGUGAGGUUAUGCUAAACAUAACCUUUAAGCUAUUUGGACUUCGAAUAGAAAAAUAUUAAAAUUCAAGAGACAAGGGUUUAUAAUUUUAUCUAGGCUAUUUAAACUUUUCAAAGUUUUUUUCUAAUUUAGAAAAUAUCUUAUUCUAAUCUCAUGUUUUUGAGAUUUUCCACCUAAUAGCGAAAUAGAGCGCGGCUAGAGAUUCCCUUGCAUGCCCGAAGGAGAUUUAUAUUGGCAAAAAUAAACGAUCAGUAAAAAAUUCUAAAUGGGCAGUAAAAUAUUAAAAAUGAGCAGUAAAAUAUCUAAUUAUGGUCAGUAAAAAACUUAAAUCUUUAUAAAAAUGGGCCUAAUUUACAUAUUUAACAUUUAAAAUUGUUCCAUAUAGAGUAAAAAGCCUUUUAUUUUCCCUUUUCCAAAAUUUCGACGAUAAUAUCACUGUUUCAAUUUUUUUUUGUUACUGAUCAAUUUUAACUUUUUACUGCUCAUUUAUUCAAUGCCAUUUAUAUUUCCCUCCUCUCGCUCCAAGCAAGGCGUUACUGGCAGUGUAGGUUCUGUCGCCUACCAUGUGACAGUAGACACUUUCAGUCAGUCGGUAACAUGCCCUGGAAAUGUGCGUAUGUCGUAAACCUCGGUCUCUAUGAGGAAUCUUUCAUGUUAAAAGUUCGACAACGCUGAUAAACUGAAUAUUUUAUAAUAGAUUAUAACCUCACAUUUAGACAAUAGCUCAAUUCUAGGUUAUGUUAUUUCCAAAAUUGGGCCUCAUUUCUCUACUUGACGAAGAAUUUAGUUUGGAAAUUGUAAUAAAACCUAAAUAGAAUGGAAAAGAACGAUGAUGGGCCUCAUUAUCUUAUUUGGCCAAUUGAUUAAUUCGAAACUUUAUUUUAGGUUAUAUGUGUAAAUCGGAAAGUACAAGUAGGAAAGGACUAUUACAAGAUUUCCACAUAUAACCAUCCACAGCCGUCAAAUUUUAUCCUCUUAGGUUACGUUUAACCUAAACUGAAAAGCACAGUUCAUAUUUUGUGAGGCAGGACCUCUCAAUAAUAUAUACAGCUUAGAUGAUUUCUGUCAAAUAUUAUGACAAAGAGAUCAUCUCAUGUAAAAAGUUUUAAAUUAAUAAUUUUUUGAUUUCUAACCUCAAAAAUACCAUAAAUUCUGGCUUUUUAAAAUAUUUUUGUGAUUUUAUUGAAUUCUGAACUACAAUAAAAAUGUUUUAGGUUUUUAAAUGACAAGAGGAAAUUUUUACAUUCAAUUUGAAAAUGUACAGAAAUUUUCUUUCCUGAGGUUAGGUCAAACAUAACCUAAAAAACUAUAUCCUUCUCUACCUAACAAGAAAAUUGGAUCCAGUAUACUUAUGAAACAAAAAAUCAAACUUAUUACUUAAUUUGGCCAAGUUAAUUAUUAUUUAAUUUGAAAGUUUUAUUUUACAACAAAUCUAACCUAAAAAUUCUUUUUUUGUCGUAAUUUGAUGUUCUUCUUAUUUGAUAGGAUUUCUAAAUCUAAAAUGUAGUAGAAGUUAAUGACGACAGGAAAUAUAAUUGAUCUACCAGUUCUUUAGUUUGCAUAUUAAUCAAAUUUUAAUUUUUGGUCUUUGCUAGAAACUUAACAAAUCUUGACUACUUAAAUUAAAUUAUUUCUGUGUAUUCUUUUGCUAAAUAUUCUAAUUUAAUAAUUUCUUCAAAUUUCAUGCAAGCUUGCAAGCUCGUUUUUUAUCAGCAAUCUAGCCACUUGGCACAAGAAAGAUUUAUGAUAAUGACCCUCAUUCUCUACGUUCUCUACUUUAAUCAAUAGAAUAAAAUUAUGUAGGUCGGGAUUUGAAGUAAUUUAUAGUUUGAUUCUAUUAUUUGGUAGAGAGAUUAUAUUAGAAUUUGAGGUUAUGUAUAUCCUAAACUUUAAAAAGAUAAUCAUUUCAUGAUAGGAAAUAUCCAACUUCAAUUUAACAUAUAAUCUUCGUACAUAUUUUAAAAAAUCUAUAAAGUUUUGAUUUGAGAAUCUUACGAACACUCCAGAACUAUUUUAAAUAGCUGAGAUGUGUUAUAUGAGGUUAGAAUUUGAUUUAUUUAAUUGAAAUGAGAUAUAUAAUUUGAGAUUAGUAUUUUUGUCACGGCUGAAUUAUUGAUAAAACUUCUUCUGCAUAAUAUAUCCAGCGUUUUUGAAGUGAAGCUUGACAUAACCUAAAAUUAACCUAUAUGGGAUAAUUAUGAGAACCAAUUCUAUAAUUUAAUAAAUAAUAAUAAAUCUAAAAAAAAACAAAUGAAUUCACCAUGAUUUUAUUUUAAAAAAAAACUGCUACAUUGGGAGAAUUUUUUAAGUAUCCUUCAUUCAGAAUUUCAAUAGCUCUUUGGAGGUUAUGUUCAACAUAACCUUACUUUAGCCAAAGAAGAGAAUUAUUCCCAAUAUUAUGAGAAAGAUCUAAAAAUCUUCACUGCCGAUCAUUUGUGAAACUGUACAGUUAUUUGGGUUAAUUGUGAAUAAUUGUCGGUAUUACAACAAAAAAAUUGGGAUGAAAUUUUGAGCUGGAAGACUCAUAUUCUUUUGAGCUGUCUCAAAAUUCAGGAUAAGUUUGAGAGAAAUCCUUUUGUACAACACUAUUUUGGUUAAUAAGGAAUGCAAAAGUACAUAUUACAAGAAGGGACAUGACCUGCUAAUAAGGAUAAAAUAGAGAAGAAAAUAUUUUGUGGCAUUUCAGAGAUUGUUGUCAUUUGAAAUGACAAUUUUAUCAUCGUUCUACUUAAUUUAGUACCAAGUUUGAGAAAAUUUGGCACAUUUUCUCAAUUUUUGGCUAAAAAUAGAAUUAACAAAAAGGAAAUUCUAGAUCUAACCUCAAAUAGUUGACUAGUCUUUACCCCUAGAAUUUUCUUCCCAAUAUUUCAUAAUCCUUCCAGAUUUUUGGGGUUACGCUCAACAUAACUCUUAAUUCUUCACUAACUUCUUGGAUAAUUAAAAGAAUGAAGCGGAAUAUGCUAAAUGUUUAAGGUUAGGUCUGCCAUAACCUCACAAUUAACCUCUCUAGCUAGUCUUACAAGUUUUCCUUAAAUAAAUUACUAAAUUUAAUAAGCUUUUGAGACAUAACCCUUGAAACAAAUGGACUGUUCAUAAAAUAUUUUCUUUUAUUUUUCGAGCAAUAAAAAAUUGUAAAACUUUAUGGAAAAAUUGGGACAUUUUCUGUGAAAAAUGUGAAAAUAAAACCAUGCACGAUGGGAAGAGCUCUUCCUACUAUUUCUAAACUAGAAUUAGCUCAUAUAUUUUUAUGGUAGCGCAUUUUAAAAUUCUGUCAAUGGAGAAAUUGUCUAUGCAGCGGCAUUUUGGACUGCCAUUAGGCAAGUGAAUAAUGCAACAACAACAAAAAAAAGAAGUGCACGAUAAAGUUGGUGGAAUUGAAAAUUGAGUGAUAAAAUGUUACCAACCCAAAAACAUUUCCUCACACAAAAUUUUCUUUUCGUGACAUACCAACAAAGUAAUUAUAACUUUGCUGUGUUGCUGGCAAGCGGAAUUUCAAUGGAAUAAAUUUAAAAAGUUGAUAUUGAAAUUAUUUCUACAUUAUGCAAAAUUACUAACUAAUAUUGCAGUAUUUUAAUGAGAGAGAGAGAUAUUUUCUGGUAAAUUUUCCAAAAUAUGCAGCAAAUUGCGUGGAAUAAAAUUUAUUUAUUUCUUUUUGAAUGGUUCAAACAAGAUAUACUUUGGAAAAUUUUUGGGUAAUUAAUGCUGUGAAGCUAAAAUUAUUUCCCCUUGAAUUCACUCAUUUUAAACUAUCAUAAAAUGUACAAUUAUUAGAUUAUUCCACCGAAAUAAAUUCCUAGACACAUGGCUUUUCCCCACUGAAAGAUAAUAUUGCUGAGAAAGUGACUCUCAAAAUGCAUAUCACCGUAAUUUUCUCCCAUUUACCCUUCAAAAUGACUUAGUAUAUUGUUAUCACAGUGAUCUAUUUAUCAAAAAAUAGCAUAUUAUAGUAAUAGAGAGUAAAAAAUCAUGAGGAUUAUUUAGCAAAAAAAAGGACGGCAAAAGAUGCAUUUGUUAAAACAGGCAAAAGUGUUAAUAGGGCGUAAUUUAAAAAAAAAAGUAAAACCGUAGAUACGAAAAAAUGGAAGAAAAAUCUGUAACGUUUGAGGUCAUACAAUUGUUACAUUUUGUAGUUUAUAUUUAUAAAAUGACGAAAAAAAAACUAUUAUCCAAUAUUGUGUCAUAUCGCUGUGUAUGUUGAAGAAAUUAUUAAUAGUCAUUAUAAAUAAAUAAUUUCAAAAAAUGAGACUUGAA